This is a messenger RNA of Prunus armeniaca (apricot), 3240 nucleotides long. The record is from the annotation of a GenBank genome assembly. NCBI's taxonomy places the organism in Eukaryota, Viridiplantae, Streptophyta, Magnoliopsida, Rosales, Rosaceae.
AUGGAGGCGAAGGCCGGCGAGUUGCGCGGCCUUAGUAAGAACAACGUGCAUUCGCUUUUGUCAUUGAUUGAAGAACACAGCGAUGAGGUUCUUGUUCAGGAGAAGCUGUUGAUGGAAGUUGAGAAGUAUGUUAGAGAGAAGGAGAUGGAGUUUUAUUCGAUUGACAAGCGUGUUAAAGAGAGGACGAAGAAAUUGAAUUGGGUUGAGAAAAUCGUGGAAGAGAAGUCGAAAUUGGCCGAGUCUAAGGAGGGGGAAGUGAAAGGGUUUCAAGAAGCAUUGAACAAGUACGUUGCGUACAUUGAGUUGAAAAAGAGGCAAUUGAAUGAGAUUCUUGGGUCGAUUGAGAAGCACAAGAAAGAGUUUGAUUUGAAACAAGAGCUAAUUGAAGCAACGAAAAGAUCGAUUGAGGAAUGUGACAAGGAGUUGAUAUUGAAAGAGGAGAAACUUAGGUUGCUUCAGAAAUCGUUAGUGGAGUGCUCUAAUACACUUGAAUCGAAAGAGAAAAUGAUUGGGGAAAUAGAUUUGAAAGAGAGAGAUUUUGGUUUGCUUAAGAAAUCAAUGGAGGAGCGGUCUUGUAAGCUUCAAUGCAAAGCGAGGGAACUUGAAUUGAUUGACAAGAGGGUCAGUGAACGCCUCAAUGAGGUUAAGUUGAAAGAAAAGAAUUUGGAUCAACUGCAAAAAUCGAUACGAGAUGGCGAGAAGCACUUGGAUAAAAUGUCUGAGGGACUUCAAAUGAAAGAGUGUAAACUUCAAGACCAGGCCAAAGAGCUUGCAUUGAAGCAGAAAGAAGUUCAUUCGAUCAAAAAAUCCACUGAAGAGCACACCCAAAACCUGAUAUUGAAAGAGAGGCAACUUGAAGACCAGGCCAAAGAGCUUGAACUGAAGCAGAAAGAAUUUGAUUCGAUAAACAAAUGCAGUGAAGAACAGACCCAAAACCUGAAAUUGAAAGAGAGGCAACUUGAAGACCUGGCCAAAGAGCUUGAACUGAAGCAGAAAGAAUUUGAUUCGAUAAACAAAUCCACUGAAGAAUACUCCCAAAACCUGAAAUCGAAAGAGAAAACUAAUACCCUUCAUUCUCAAGUGAAGAUUGAGCAACUGGAACAUAUCCCUUCCAACAAUGCCUUUGUUCCUUCUUCUGCAAGUAAUCAAUCCAGCAUCAAUAGGGAUGGUAGAGGCUUGCAGUUGUUCGUGAAUGAGCAGUUGAAGAGAAUUGCUUUAGUGGGUAGUGAAAUCUCAGCUGUUCUUGAGGCCUCAUUGGACCAAGAAAAAUUGGUUUUGGAUGCAAUGCAAGGGUUUUACCCCUCAAAUUCGACUCUAGGCAACAGGGAAUGUGAUUUUGAUUUGGGAGUUAUUAGGAGGAGUUGUAUUCUUUUGUUAGAGGCUUUAAGGAAAGUCUCACCGCAAAUUAAUCCUCAUGUGAGAGAAGAAGCAAUUAAGUUGGCGGAUGACUGGAAGGAUAAAAUGACGGUGGCAACAGAGAAUUGGUUGGAGAUUUUGGGUUUUUUGAGGCUUGUUACUACGUAUGAAAUCACGUCUUCUUAUGAUGAGAAGGAGCUUCGAAGUCUUAUUGCAUUAGUUGCUGAGUAUGAACAGGCAACUGAAUUAUCCCAAGCUCUUGGUAGCACAGAAAAUGCGUCUGCCAUCAUCAUUUGUUCCCCUGAGAAACCAGAAUCUUCACUGGCCAAAAAUGCAGCAGCUGUUUCUUCUCCGAAUCUUCAACUAACUGCUACCACAGAUGCAAGGAAUUUGCAGGGGUUUCUACAUGAGCUUGCGAGAGGGAAUCAUUUAAUACAGAAUGAAACUUUGGCUGCUCUUCAGACGUCAUUGGACCCAGCAAAAUUUGUGUUGGAUGUGAUGCAGAAUUCCUUUGCUCAAUACUGGGGAGACGGAGAUGUUCCUUCUAAAGAAACUGUCAUGUUGAGUUACAUUAACCUGUUGGAGCAGCUAAUGGGUGUCUCACUGCAUGUAGGACUUCAUGUGAAGGACGAUGCGGAAAAGCUAGCAAUCCAGUGGAAAGCAAAAAUGGGAGCUGAUACUCAAAAUUCGUUGGAACGUUUGGGUUUUUUGAAGUUUAUUGCUACAUAUGGGUUGUUUUCUACCUUUACUAGAGAUGAUAUUGCACCGCUUCUUGGGAGAAUUUCUCAGGAUAAACAGACUCGAGAAUUAUGUCAGAAACUCAGGUUUACUAAUAAGAUCCCUGCACAUUUUAUUAUGAAUCUUAUUGAAAGGAGGAAACUGCUUGAGGCUGUAAGGUUGAUUUGCACCUUCAAGUUCAUUGACAUUUUCCCCCCAGUACCACUCUUGGAGAAGUAUGUGGAGAACAGAAAGAACUGGAGGUGUAAAAUUUGCAAGAGAAAGAACUCACUAGAUAGAAAGGAUAAGGUUUUAGAUAAUGAUAUUGCUGAUUUAAGAGCUGUGAUUCAGUGCAUCAAAGAUUGCAAGCUCGAGUCUGAAUACCCAUCCGGGAACAUUGAAAUACAAAUAGCAGUGCUUGAGAAAAUAAAGGAGGAUCGAAGAAGACGUUCAGCAACAUCUCUUGCUUGCAAAGUUGGGCAACAAGAGCAGAAGAAAUCUCUUCCCUCCAAUGUUGAGCAACAAGAGCAUAAAAAUUCUCCAGCCUCCAAGAUUGAACAAGAGCAGAAGAAAUCUCUUCCCUCCAAUGUUGAGCAACAAGAGCAGAAAAAUUCUCCUGCCUCCAAGAUUGAACAACAAGAGCAGAAGAAAUCUCUUCCCUCCAAUGUUGAGCAACAAGAGCAGAAAAAUCCUCCUGCCUCCAAGGUUGAACAACAAGAGCAGAAGAAUCCUCUUGCCUCCGAGGUUGAACAACAAAAGCGCACAUGGGAUCAACUGCAUCAACAGCAACAGCAACAACAACAACAACAUCAACAACAACAGCAACAGCAACAACAUCCAAAUAAAUUCCAACGAACAUCAGGAUCAGCUGCUACACCAUAUCGAAUGCCAACUUCCACUCCUGACUACUAUCAUCAGCAUACAAGUUUGCCAACUUCGCAGCAUGAGAAUUAUAGACACCCUGGGCAGUUUGGUAUGCCAAUUUGGCAGUUUGGUAUGGCUGCGGCCAACCAAUAUGGAAUUGGUGCUAAUUGGGGACACCCUGGGCAGUUUGGUAUGUAUGCCAACAAUUACGCAAAUGGUGCAAUGCCGCAUUCUGGAAUACAUCAGCCGUAUCACUUCAUCCCCAGCCCUCCUACAUAUGGCCCUUAUCAACCCAAUAGCUAG